This is a messenger RNA of Elephantulus edwardii (Cape elephant shrew), 1511 nucleotides long. RefSeq names its product 5-hydroxytryptamine (serotonin) receptor 4, G protein-coupled (gene HTR4). NCBI's taxonomy places the organism in Eukaryota, Metazoa, Chordata, Mammalia, Macroscelidea, Macroscelididae. Gene Ontology annotation, biological process: chemical synaptic transmission; regulation of appetite; adenylate cyclase-activating adrenergic receptor signaling pathway. Gene Ontology annotation, molecular function: G protein-coupled serotonin receptor activity. The transcript is spliced from 7 exons. The record is from RefSeq and is a predicted model, not a curated record. Gene Ontology annotation, cellular component: plasma membrane. The coding region runs from base 144 to 1310 and encodes 388 amino acids.
GCGGCGCGGCGCGGCGGCAGAAGCUGGGCUCCGGGCUGGGUGGCCGCUUCAGUCAGCGGGGCGCCUGCUCCUCGCCUCGGGCAGCGGGACCAGCUAUUUCCUGUGGCCACUGAAAUCCAAACCACCUAUGCCUAUUUCCUGUAAUGGACGAACUUGAUGCUAAUGUGAGUUCCAAGGAGGGCUUUGGAUCAGUGGAGAAAGUCUUGCUGCUCAUGUUUCUCUCAACCGUUAUCUUGAUGGCAAUCUUGGGAAACUUGCUGGUGAUGGUGGCUGUGUGCCGGGACCGGCAGCUCAGGAAAAUAAAAACCAAUUAUUUCAUUGUAUCUCUUGCCUUUGCGGAUCUUCUGGUUUCGGUGCUGGUGAUGCCCUUUGGUGCCAUUGAGCUGGUUCAAGACAUCUGGAUUUAUGGGGAGAUGUUUUGUCUCGUCCGGACAUCUCUUGAUGUUCUGCUCACCACCGCAUCAAUUUUUCACCUGUGCUGCAUUUCACUGGACAGGUAUUAUGCCAUCUGCUGUCAGCCUUUGGUCUACAGAAACAAGAUGACUCCUCUGCGUAUUGCACUCAUGCUGGGAGGCUGCUGGGUCAUCCCCAUGUUUAUCUCUUUCCUUCCCAUAAUGCAAGGCUGGAAUAACAUUGGCAUAAGUGAGUGGAUAGAACAAAGAAAGUACAAAUACAGCUCUAACUCUACGAACUGUGUCUUCAUGGUCAACAAGCCCUACGCCAUCACCUGCUCCGUGGUGGCCUUCUACAUCCCGUUCCUCCUCAUGGUGCUGGCCUAUUAUCGCAUCUAUGUCACAGCUAAGGAGCAUGCCCACCAGAUCCAGAUGUUGCAACGAGCAGGCGCCCCCUCAGAGGGCAGGGCCCAGCUGGCAGACCAGCACAGCACACAUCGCAUGAGGACGGAGACCAAAGCAGCCAAGACCCUGUGCAUCAUCAUGGGCUGCUUCUGCCUUUGCUGGGCUCCAUUCUUUGUCACCAACAUUGUGGAUCCUUUCAUAGACUACACUGUCCCUGAGCAGGUGUGGACUGCCUUCCUCUGGCUCGGCUAUAUCAACUCUGGAUUGAACCCCUUUCUCUACGCCUUCUUGAAUAAGUCUUUUAGACGUGCCUUCCUCAUCAUCCUCUGCUGUGAUGAUGAGCGCUAUAGAAGACCUUCCAUUCUGGGCCAGACUGUCCCCUGUUCAACCACAACCAUUAAUGGAUCCACACAUGUGCUAAGGGAUGCAGUGGAAUGUGGUGGCCAAUGGGAGAGUCAGUGUCAUCCCCCAGCAACUCCUCCUUUGGUGGCUGUUCAGCCCAGUGACACUUAGGCCAAUUGUGCAGUGACCCAGAAGACAGCCAUGCCUCCAAGAGAGGUCCAGGUCCUAAACCGCUGCUCGCACGUAACGGACCUGGCAUUCUCAUCGCCUGAGCGUUCUGUUGGUGCAGGUGGUCCAUGCAACGUGCUGUUCCUCUGGAUUCCAAAAAGUGACGCGGAGGGAGUCAGGCACCGGAAGGCCUCCUUAUCCACU